This is a messenger RNA of Bicyclus anynana (squinting bush brown), 1875 nucleotides long. Its product is annotated as protein NDRG3. The transcript has a single exon. Gene Ontology annotation, biological process: signal transduction. The record is from RefSeq and is a predicted model, not a curated record. Lineage: Eukaryota; Metazoa; Arthropoda; Insecta; Lepidoptera; Nymphalidae. Bases 726 to 1703 code for a protein of 325 amino acids. Gene Ontology annotation, cellular component: cytoplasm.
UGAACGAUUUAUCGCAACGACAUCCGUUCAGAAAACAUUUUUUAAAUUACAUUUGUAGAUACCAGAAUUAUCCGUACUCUCUUACUAACUAACCAGUACUAAACAUACUUACCGCUUAUUUAAUUAUCUAGUUAGAACUACCAACUGAGAUUUACGUAAUAAUAUAAAUAAAGAGUAGUGUAGUAUAUACUACGAACUAUUUAAAAAUCGACUCGACAGUCGUCCCCGUUCGCAUGCGCUGUGAUUCCAACGCCGUGAACAUCGUACGAACCGGUUGUUAUUCAUCUGAGCGGCCCCACGAAGCGCGACGAAAACUGCCGAUUAGUGCCGAAACGAUCACUGUCUGGGGCUUACGUUCGCCCGGUCCACGCUUUAUUGACCAUUUCCUGCGAUAUUCGCACUAAAAUCUCACGACCGCAGGCUAAAUAAAUGUACUAAGUGAUGUUACAGUAACCAAUAAGCUAUAAGACUGUCGAGCGGAUAAGUACGCGCGUGUUUUGUGUGGUAGUCAUGAACAGAGCGAUACAAACAAAAGCACAGUGUAUUGUUUUACGAUAAUCAACGCUAAUCGAGCCGCGGUGAAAAGGAAUAACUUGUUAACUCAACGUGAAUAUCAGUCGUGCAUAUACACAUUCAGGUGAUAACCUUGUGAACGAGGAGGUACCUCUAUCGAUUUGUCAGCGGCCAGGGUAUUUGCAACAAAAAAUAUUAUAGCAAGAACAAUUAUGCCGAUGACGAUACACGAAAACAUUGCUCUGCUUAAUAUGAUGUCUUCAGACAAUCUGGAAGAUGAUUUGAAAAGUGUUCAGCUACAUUUUCCAUCGGACAGACGGUUGCAGAGCGACGGCGCAUGCGUGGAAGAGAGGGUCAGGACGUCGCGCGGAGACAUACUGGUGGCGGUCCGCGGGGACAGGAGUAAGCGCGCCAUAAUAACAUACCAUGACCUCGGACUCAAUUAUGCCGCCAACUUUCAGGCGUUCUUUAACUUCUCCGACAUGAGGGCCAUUUUGGAUCAGUUCUGCAUCUACCACAUCAAUGCGCCGGGCCAAGAGGAAGGUGCGCCGACUUUGCCCGAAGACUUUUCUUACCCAUCGAUGGACGCCUUGGCUUCCCAGAUAGACUUCGUUCUGGGACAUUUUGGUAUAAGAUCAUUCAUCGGAUUCGGAGUCGGCGCAGGUGCUAAUAUUUUAGCGCGUUACGCAAUUGAAAAUCCUCAAAAAGUAGACGCUUUAGUACUCGUCAAUUGUACGUCUACUCAGGCUGGUUGGACUGAGUGGCUGUAUCAGAAAUACAAUACGAGACAGCUGAGGUCGAGCGGGAUGACUCAAGGAGCUCUCGAUUAUUUAAUGUGGCAUCAUUUCGGGCGGAGCACCGAGGAUCGCAACCACGAUCUAGCUCACGUUUACAAGGAAUGCUUUACGCACGUCAAUUCCGCAAAUUUAUCUAUGUUCAUAGACUCAUACUUGCGUCGAUCUGAUUUAGGAAUCUCAAGAGACAGCAAUACCAUUAAGGUGCCACUUUUAAACGUGACAGCAGCUCUUUCGCCUCACGUCGAUGACACAGUAACGUUCAAUGGGCGAUUAGAACCGGCUAAGACGUCGUGGUUGAGCAUCUCUGACUGUGGCAUGGUGUUGGAGGAACAACCCGGCAAAAUUGCGGAGGCGUUCAGACUGUUCCUUCAGGGUGAAGGCUACUGUAGAUAGUCACCUCGAAACGGACAACGAUACAUGCAACGCAGCUAAUAUAGAGUGCACACAAUGCUUUACCACACGCGAGCUUCAAUAAUCAAAUUUGUUGUAGGCAUUGGACAUGUAGUCAGAAAUUGUUAACCCUCGUUUAAAAAUAUUUAAGAAAAUAAAUUAUUUUAUGGCUGAA